AUGGUCACUUUGUGUGAUUUGAAGCUGAGAAAAUUUGAGAAACGUAUCCCAAAUUCGAUGGACAAUAAAAAUUAUAACGACGAUGCGAGAUCUGAACAAUCGAAAUCUGCGCCGACAACCGCUUCUACUGUUCGAACUACUUUUCAGAAAUUCAAACAACAGCAGGAACUUCUGAGAAAGUUAGGAACCUUCAUCGAGGUGGAAAAACUUUUGAAUCAGUACAAAUCGAAACUAAACGCCUCACUGGCCAGGUGUCGAAUCAGACUCUCAAUCCCAUCUCUGAACUGCAUUCUGCCGGACAGUGUUAAAAAAGCAGAAACGAUGGUUCCUGAUAUGUUUGUGACUUUCUGGGUCAAUCAGCUAAAAGUUAGCUGUUUGCGCGUUUUCAGUAUCGAUAAAAUGGUUCACAUGCUGGAUCAAUGUGGCUUCCAGAAAGUGGAAAUCAUGGAGAGCAAUAAAAAAGACUUGAAAAUGUUACUAGCCGGUAACAGGUUUGUGUUUGACCGGCAGUGCUACGAUGUCAUUCACGUUGGUGGUCAUCAUUUUGAAUUCUUUGAGAACAACGAGUGGAGGAAGAAGAGGCUGAUCAUCUUGCAGGAUAGAUCAAGUUCUGUGGCAGUGCACUCACUCUUCAACCUAUCAAACCAAGGUGACGAUGACGUCAUUCACGUAAACCCCGGAAGUGGAUUGACGUCUGGUCACAUGGUCAGUUUGGUGCACGCGAGCAAAGGGUGUGGAAAGGUGUAUUGCACGGAAAUAGCAAGUGGGAGGUGGAAGUUGAUGAGGAAUUUGACAAAAAUGGGAGCUAUGGACAAAAUAAUAAUAAUUGAUCGGCUAUCUACCAAACAUCGCGAAUUGAAUGACGUCAAGUUGGCUCUAGUGACGUCACCGUGUUCGAAAUCAGGCCUUGUCAAUCCAGUCAACUUCCUGAUGAACGAAGGCGAAGCCGUCGUUCAAAAUAUCGUUGCAAAAGAAAAAUAA
This is a messenger RNA of Helobdella robusta, 981 nucleotides long. RefSeq lists its product as hypothetical. The record is from RefSeq and is a predicted model, not a curated record. Lineage: Eukaryota; Metazoa; Annelida; Clitellata; Rhynchobdellida; Glossiphoniidae. The coding region runs from base 1 to 981 and encodes 326 amino acids. The transcript is spliced from 6 exons.